This is a messenger RNA of Striga hermonthica, 702 nucleotides long. The record is from the annotation of a GenBank genome assembly. NCBI's taxonomy places the organism in Eukaryota, Viridiplantae, Streptophyta, Magnoliopsida, Lamiales, Orobanchaceae.
AUGGACGGGACAAAGGUAAAGGCGAUAAUGGAAUGGAAAGUGCCAUCAAAGGUAAUCGCAUUACGAUCCUUCUUAGGGCUAGUCAACUAUUAUCGGCGAUUCAUACAGGGCAAUUCGGCAAGGGCAGCACCCCUCACUGACCUUCUUAAGAAGGGUAAGUCGUGGGUAUGGUUCGACGAGUGCCGACGAGCCUUUGACGACCUCAAGGCCGCGAUGAGCCAAGAGCAUGUCUUAGCAUUACCUGACUUCACCAAACCCUUCGAGGUCGCGGUGAGUCGGGAGCCUGUCUUAGCUUUACCUGACUUCACCAAACCCUUUGAGGUUCACACAGAUGCCUCUGACUUUGCUAUUGGGGGAGUACUGAUGCAAGAGCGACACCCUAUAGCGUUCGAAAAUCGAAAGUUAAAUGAUACCGAGCGACGCUACACGGUGCAGGAGAAGGAGAUGACAGCCAUCAUCCAUUGCUUGAGGGUAUGGCGACACUACUUGCUAGGAGCACAUUUCAGCAUUAAGACGGACAACGUGGCCACUAGCUAUUUUCAAACCCAAAAGAAGCUUUCCCUAAAGCAAGCCCGAUGGCAAGAUUUUCUAGCAGACAAAGCUGACGGGGACAUGCUCAUCCGAGAAGGGCUCGAAUGGGACCCCGUAUCUAAGGCUCUAAUGGGCUUUGCCAGGGAAGGAAAACCCAACGCUUUUGGGUAG